Molecule: messenger RNA, 885 nt
Organism: Thermochaetoides thermophila DSM 1495
Lineage: Eukaryota; Fungi; Ascomycota; Sordariomycetes; Sordariales; Chaetomiaceae
Product: putative sequence-specific DNA binding protein
Exons: 3
Coding region: 1-885 (294 amino acids)
Biological process (GO): regulation of DNA-templated transcription
Molecular function (GO): DNA-binding transcription factor activity
Source: RefSeq, a predicted model, not a curated record
AUGUACACGAUGGCUCAACCACACCCAUUCGCCUACACGGCGCAACCAGCUCACCCUCCCCCUCCUCCCCCUCCCACCAAGCAGUACCCGCCCACUAGCAGUGCCUUCAGCAGCUCUGCUGGUCCUGACGAGGAUUGGACCAAGAUCUCCGACUUGGCUGAGCGCAGGAGGAUACAGAAUCGCAUUGCCCAGCGCAACUACCGCAAGAAGCUUAAAAAGCGUCUUGAAGACCUCGAGAGGCGGGCGGGCACGUCGGACGGAGCUUCAUCUGCAUCGGGCAAUGACAAAACGAGUUCCCCAGCGAAGAAGCGUACCCAGGCAAGCAAGACGAGAACAUUGCUUGCUCCUGUGAAGGCAGCGGUCCCCGCACCCUACACGCCACCUAUCCGUCCUGAGGAGGAAUAUCUCUUCCAGCCGACUUCCUACGACCAACGGGACAGGUCGCACAGCCCACCAAUGUUCACUUAUUCCACUUACCCGCCGCCCCCUGAGGACAUGAUGAUGUCUGCCUCCUAUGGCGCCAUCCCCGCAUACCGGCACAUCCAGCCAGCCGAGCCGUAUCCUGAUUACCUGUCACCGCCGCCGGUCCCAAUGGUGCUGCCGCCAAUGACGCACUACACCGAGGCUGUCAAACGGGAUCCGAGCUAUCCGGCUACCACGGCAGCCGAGGAGAGCUACCCCUACAUGGGCUACACCAGUUACAUCCCUGGUGUUGAUAUGGGUCCUGCCGGUCAUCCCUCGCCAUAUGAACAGAUGCCUCAUACCCCACCUCUCUCGCAUUCCUAUGACCACUCAACGGCCUGCUCGGAGUCCGGAAGCUACGACUACCCGACAACUCCUCUGUCAAUGCCGGGCUCGCCCGGCAUGGUCCAGCAACAGCUGUGA